This is a messenger RNA of Physella acuta, 1269 nucleotides long. RefSeq lists its product as uncharacterized. The record is from RefSeq and is a predicted model, not a curated record. Lineage: Eukaryota; Metazoa; Mollusca; Gastropoda; Physidae.
AUGGCGUCCCUACCCUACAGGUCACAUGACUCAGGCUCCGCCCUCGUGACCGCAAUCCGAGGUCGAGGCCCGGUCAGCCUUACAAUACAGCUGGACUCAGGUCCAGGCAAUCCCAGAAUUUUGAAAUGUUUGAAAAAGAUGGCAGUGCCAUCUAUUUUUGAAUGGACAAUAUCCCCCAAGACACUUGAAGUGGCUAGAAAAAGAAGGCUAUUAAAACGACAAGAAAGGACAGAAACUGUGCAACCCCACCAAGAGGACAACAUUACUGUGGUGAAAAGUGUCUUGGGCGAGGAAGGAUCAACAGUUGAAGACCCAGGAAUAUCAGAAAUGGUUGUGUGCAACCUAGACAUUGGGGCUGAAGAAAUUGUUGGUGAGUUCUGUGAAGACCCAGGUCCAGAAGUAAUAGCUAUUGGGUGCACAGAAGAGGAGACAAAUGUAUUAGAAGAAUCAGUUAAACAUUAUCUUUCAUUUAAAAGGAUAAAGGACAAUGACAAACUUGUCAAUCACUAUACUGGCUUGGACAGUACAGCAACAUUUUUUACUGUGUUUUGGUCAUUAGGGAGAGGGGUUGAUAAAUUAAAUUACAUUUAUACUCAGUCUUGUGAAUGUCUGUGUACACAUGACCAAUUUUUAUUAAUGUUGGUUAGAUUAAGGCACCAUUACCCUGUAAUUGAACUUGCUAGAAUGUUUGAUAUUUCCAGUUUUACUGUUCAAAAUAUAUUUAUUACAUGGAUUAAUUUUUGUGCUAUUCAGUGGGGGGAUAUAAAUAUGUGGCCUAAAAGGAGUUUGGUAAAAAAAUUUUGUCCUUCUGAUUUUAAAAGAAAAUUCCCUACAACUAGAGUAAAUUUAGAUGGUAAAGAAAUCCCAAUCCAAAUUCCUUCCAACCCACGCUCUCAGAGAGCUACAUUUUCCACUUAUAAGCAUAGAAAUACAGUUAAAGUUCUUGUAGGAUGUACUCCAGGUGGACUCGUUUCCUACAUCUCAGAUGCCUAUGGAGGCUCAGCAUCAGAUAGACAAUUAGUCGAGAGAAGUAGAAUUAUUGAUCUGUGUAAUUCAGGGGACUCUAUAAUGGCAGACAAAGGUUUCAACGUUCAGGAUUUAUUUGCUAGGAAAGAUGUAACUUUAAAUAUUCCAAGAUUCUUCAAGAAAAAAAAUAGGCUUCACCCACUAACUGUUAUUCGAGAUAGAUUUAUUUCAAGCAAAAGGGUUCAGGUUGAAAGGAUUAUUGGCAUGCUGUCUAAUGUCAGACAAAAUGUGCUAAAGUGGUGA